Molecule: messenger RNA, 1723 nt
Organism: Rubroshorea leprosula
Lineage: Eukaryota; Viridiplantae; Streptophyta; Magnoliopsida; Malvales; Dipterocarpaceae
Source: the annotation of a GenBank genome assembly
AGCGGUAGAAAACAAUGUGCUGCAACCCUAGUCUUCUUCUUUCCAAACUUGUAAUUAAUUGAUUCAGAAGGGUUUAUUGCCUGUCCACUUUCACGACUCCGUAGCCUUCUCCAUUGUCUUAAACAGAUAAUAAUAGAAGCAUUUGAGGUUGUUCCAAGCUUUCAGCUUUCACGAUCGUCUUGCCGGGGAAGCUCUUUCUCCUUCAGGUUCUGCUUUGAACUGCGGAUAUUGUUUUCUGCGACUUGGUGGUGUCUCUUGUAAAAUUUGUUUCUUCAUAUGUGCUUUCUGUGGAUUCAUGGGUAUUUGAUCCUUUUUCUCUGAGGAUUGGAAAAUUUGCUUGAGAUUUAGUUGAAGAAGUACAACUCUCUGUAUCAGGGAUAUAUUUGUGAGAAGCAAUGCCCAUCAGAUUCAAACUGUUGCUUUUCUUUUUGUUCUGCACCGCAGUCAUCUCUGAAUGUGUUUUAGCAGAAGGAGAAACUGAAAUUUCACAAAGGAUAAGAGCUCCCCACAAAAAUGUAGGAAACAAUGUUAUAGAUGGUACAGCUCUGACGAUGCUUCUGGCUUCUUUGUUUCCUUGCUUUUUGGUCUUGGACCAUUACUUGGUGGCCUUUUUCUUGUUUCAUUUGCUCUUACGUCCCAUCUUCAUCACGCUAUUCUUAUGAGUGCAGCCUCUGGCAUUGCCUUUGUCCUUGGUGCCUGGCGGCCAUUACAGUUAGUUCUAUCUUCCAAGAUGGGGCUCAUCCCCCUUACGUUACUACUUGCUGUUGGAGCCAUAUUUGUCCAGGUUUCAAGCUCCAAUAUAUUGGCACUGGCAGGUCGGAGAAGGUCUUCAACCAAUGACCUGCCCUCAAUAACAGGUUUUCCAGUGAGUGUUAUCACUCUUCAGUCAGUCUUAGCCUGUGGAGCAGUUGCUUUACAUGCACUAGCUGAAGGGCUUGCUCUAGGAGUGGCUGCACCAAAAGCUUACGGAUUUGGUCAACACAUGGUCCUCCCGGUCUCCCUUCAUGGCCUCCCCCGUGGUGCAGCAGUGGCUAGCUGCAUCUUUGGAGCCACUGAAAAUUGGCAUGGAGCUCUUGCAGCAGCAGCUCUGAUUGGCUUUGUGGGCCCAGUAUCUGCAAUCGGAGCAAUACUUGCUGGAAUUGACUACAGCGGCCUAGACCAUUUGAUGGUUUUUGCCUGUGGAGGAUUACUCCCAUGCUUUAUCCGGAUUGUUAAAAGAGCAGUAAAGUUGGACACACAGAAAAGCAGUUGGGGGCUCACAUUAGGAGUUGGUUUUGCUACUCUAUGCUUAACAUGCACCAAGCUAGUUUGCUUGCACACACCUUACUGCAAUUCUGCUCCAGAGGCUGUCCGAUAAGAGAUACUGCAGGAGCUCCAGUGUGAUGUAAUUGCUGCUAUAAGUGUGUGGCAUCUGCUAUACCAGAUAGUUACCGAUUGAUUUGUAGAUAGACUCUGGGAAAAGAUAAAAAUUAUAAGGAAAGCUCUGAAGAGGAUUCAGAAUCCUACUCAACAGCUGAGAAGAUGAUGCUUUGUGCUGUACCCUAGGUUUGAAUUUUCUUUAAAAUCCUCUAGUGAUAAAGGGAGGAGAGAUAAGUUGGUAGCUUCCCUUGGGAAUCAUAUCAUACCAGAUAUUGACUUGUUAUCAUCUGAAAUGAUUCUUUUCUGUUUUAGGUGAACAUUGUUCUUCACACAGAUAAUCGAUACAUAAAUCCAAGGAAAACAU